This is a messenger RNA of Chrysemys picta bellii (western painted turtle), 2318 nucleotides long. RefSeq names its product FEZ family zinc finger 1 (gene FEZF1). Lineage: Eukaryota; Metazoa; Chordata; Testudines; Emydidae. The record is from RefSeq and is a predicted model, not a curated record.
GGAAGCGAAUUGAGCAAUUAUCUAGUUUACCUUCUCCUCUUGGAAGUUAACGAUUGGCGAGAUCUUGGCUGCGUUAUUGACACAACACUUUCUAUUGAUAGAAAUAAGCAGCGAUUGUCCUUAAGUCACUGGUGCGACAAAGUAAACUGUGAUGGGCUGGCAUGAGUCCACUGGACCGGGAAGGCUGGUUCCGCCGGCGGAGGCUCUGGUGAUGGUGGUGGCGGCGACGGUGCUGAUCUCCCUCCUUGCAGAUCAGUGACCAGAAAAAGGGGGAGAGGGAGAGAGGGGACAAAAAAGAGGCGUCUACCAAAGCAGCUCAGACCGGCGAACAAAUGCAAGCCAGCCAUGGACAAUAGUUGCCACCACACGGCGACCAAAAUCUUAGCAACUUCUCCAGCCAGAGAGAGCCUGUCUGCUCGAAGCAACAUGAUCAGCACCUCCAAACCCCUGGCUUUCUCCAUUGAGCGAAUCAUGGCCAGGACUCCAGAGCCCAAGUCCAUUCCGGUGCCGCCCUUCCUCCAAGGAUCCGUGCCCAAAGGAGACCCCAAACACUCUCUGCACCUCAACUCCUCCAUCCCCUGCAUGAUCCCCUUUGUCCCGGUGGCGUACGACCCCCUCCCCAAAGCGGGGAUGGCCGGAUCAGAGGGCAGGAAGGCUCACUUGGACUCCUCUGCCUCCCCCUUCAGCUGCGGCGAUCUAUUGAACUGUGCCCUGAGCCUAAAAGGCGAUUUCCCCCGCGACGCCCUGCCCCUGCAGCAGUACAAACUGGUGAGACCGCGAGUGGUCAAUCACUCCUCUUUCCACGCCAUGGGAGCGCUGUGCUACUUCAACCGCGGCGACGGCCCUUGUCACCCAUCGUCCAGCGUCAACAUCCACCCGGUGGCUUCUUAUUUCCUCAGCUCGCCUUUGCACCCGCAGCCCAAGGCGUACCUGGCGGAGAGAAACAAACUGGUGCUGCCGUCCGUGGAAAAGUACCCUUCCGGAGUGGCCUUUAAAGACUUAUCGCAGGCUCAGCUCCAACACUACAUGAAAGAAAGUGCCCAGAUCCUAUCGGAAAAAAUCGCGUUCAAGAGCUCGGAGUUCAGCCGGAGCUCUCCCAGCAGCAAGCCCAAAGUUUUCACGUGUGAAGUUUGUGGAAAGGUAUUUAAUGCACAUUAUAAUUUAACUCGCCACAUGCCAGUCCACACAGGAGCCAGACCCUUUGUUUGCAAAGUUUGUGGCAAGGGCUUCAGACAAGCAAGUACUCUCUGCCGGCACAAGAUCAUACACACCCAGGAAAAGCCUCACAAGUGUAACCAGUGCGGCAAAGCGUUUAACCGAAGUUCCACUUUAAACACACACACACGAAUCCAUGCCGGCUACAAACCUUUUGUUUGUGAAUUUUGUGGCAAAGGAUUUCAUCAAAAAGGUAAUUACAAAAACCACAAACUGACCCACAGCGGCGAAAAGCAGUUCAAGUGCAAUAUCUGCAACAAGGCUUUCCAUCAGGUGUACAACCUGACCUUCCACAUGCACACCCACAACGACAAGAAGCCCUUCACCUGCCCCACCUGUGGCAAGGGCUUCUGCAGGAACUUUGAUCUCAAGAAGCACGUCCGCAAGCUGCACGACAGCGCCCUGGGACUGCCGCGAGCCCCUGCCGAGCCGGGGCCAGACCAGACGCUGCAGCCGUCGGGCCCGCUGCUGCAACAGCCGCACCAUCCGUGAGGGGAACUGCAAGCCCGGAGCUCCGCCGGUCCUAUUAGCAGGGAAAGCAACCAGGAGCCCCGCCGUUGCAACCACCCUCCUGCUUCUUUGCAUGCACCUGUUAAGCGGUUUUGUGUAUUACGCUCUAUUUGGCCACUAACAUUGAUGGCUGGUCGUUUCCUUCUUUUUGAUGUUGUUGGGUUGUUUUUCUUUCUUUCAAGACUCGAUUUUUUUAACAUCUCAGGGUUAGAGAUGGUUAAAAAAAAAAGCCAAGCCAAUUUCUGCUGUAUUUAUUGGGAUCUGUAUUAUCCGAGCCGGGAAUGCUGCACCACUUAAUUAUUUCGAUGUGUGUAUAUAUAUGUGUUGGUUCUGCCCUGUCUCCGAUGCCUGCUGGUUGUCCCUUCUUGAUAGCUUCCCCUCCUUCACCCCCUCCCUGAAUAUCGUAUCUCUAUGGCCAGAGCUGGUUCACUAUGUACGGAUUUGAAUUUCAGUUUGAUUCUUGCACGUGGAAAAUGAAUUCGUUGACCUGGUGGAAAUAAAUACUUGGAGCAUGAUGAUUGAAUCAUCAAGGGCGCAUUAGCUAUUUAAAUUAUUCAGCUACAAGACCAAUGAUACUAUUAAAGAGCUGUGAU